This is a messenger RNA of Hippocampus comes (tiger tail seahorse), 3072 nucleotides long. It is a transcript of the gene dnajc16, whose product is annotated as DnaJ (Hsp40) homolog, subfamily C, member 16. The coding region runs from base 400 to 2790 and encodes 796 amino acids. The transcript has 15 exons. Lineage: Eukaryota; Metazoa; Chordata; Actinopteri; Syngnathiformes; Syngnathidae. The record is from RefSeq and is a predicted model, not a curated record.
AGCAUUACUUCCUUGUUUACAUCAUUCUUGUUUGUGAUUGGCCAACUCGAAACAUUGGGAAAAAAAGGUGCGCUUGAUUACUUUUACACUUACCGAACUGACGAAAGUCACCGCUCAGCAAGCAACACAUUGCGGUUACAGUAUAUUAAAUAUCGGGGAGCGACGACUAGAAAACCGAUCGCACAUACACAAACGCAGUUUCGAUGAAAUACUCAACCUCCCAACAGCACUUUCGAUUUGUCGCCAGUUCGUAGUUGUAAUCAUACCCUGAGGGAGUAGUCGCUGCUGCCAAACACACCUUGUGAUUGUCGUCGUCCAGCAUCCACCAAGACCCUGACGAACAUCAACACCUGCCAUAAAAAUGCGGUGUAGUGCCGGUUGACUGCAGCUGCUCGAGCGAUGGCAGAAUUAAGGAUGUCUCUGCCAUUGGCUGUCAUGGUGGCGGUCUCUGUGCUGGAGCUCGGAGUGACCCACGCUGGACCGGAGCUAGACCCAUACAAAACCUUGGGCGUCACUCGAAGUGCAAGCCAGGUUGAGAUUAAGAAAGUUUACAAGCGUCUUGCUAGAGAAUGGCAUCCUGACAAAAACAAAAAUCCGGGAGCUGAGGAUAUGUUUAUCAGGAUUACCAAAUCGUACGAGAUUCUAUCCAGUGAGGACAAACGCGCCAACUACGACCGCUACGGCCAGACGGAUGACACCCAGCCGUAUGGCAGCGGUCGCUAUAGCGGCCACCGCCACGACAGCUUCAACUUCGAUGAGUCCUUCUUCAACUUCCCAUUCAACAGCAAGAACCAGGGGGAGUUUUCCGACAGCAAGCACUCGCUGCGUUUUAACCAGUAUGUCAACGAUGUGGUGCCCGACAGCUUCAGGAAACCGUACCUGAUCAAGAUCACCUCCGACUGGUGCUUCAAUUGCAUCCACAUCGAGCCUGUGUGGAAGGAGGUGGUGCAGGAAAUGGAGACGCUAGGUGUCGGAAUCGGCGUGGUGGAUGUUGGAUAUGAGAGACGGUUAGCCAAUCACCUCGGCGCUCAUCGCACGCCGUCGAUACUCGGAGUCAUUAAUGGCAAAGUGACGUUCUUCCAUUACGCCGUAGCAAAGGAGCAUUUGAGGCAGUUUGUGGAAGACCUUCUUCCCCAAAAACUCGUGGAUUGGGUCAGCGACAAGAACGACAAGCAGUUCUUGAGCAGUUGGCAUGAAGUCAACAAGCCACACGUGCUCCUGUUUGACCAAGUGCCUGUCGUUCCCUUACUCUAUAAACUGACGGCGUUUGCGUACAAGGACUACAUGCAGUUUGGCUACGUGGACCAGGGCCUUUCAGAGACGGCCCAUCUGCAGAGACAGUUCAAUAUCAACAGCUACGCUCCGACCGUGCUGGUUUUCAAAGAGAACACGGAUAACCCCGCUGACAUCUUACAGACAAAAGGAAUGAAAAAGCAGCUCAUCGACGAGUUCAUGUCAAACAACAAAUUUCUCCUGGCACCGAGGCUGGUGAACCAGAAGCUCUUUGACGAGCUCUGCCCUGUCAAGCAGUUCCACAGGCGAAGGAAAUACUGCGUGCUGCUGAUCACAGGCAGCGACGAGAGCUUUUCUUCGGGCAACCGGGCCUUUCUGUCUUUCGCCUCGAGCAACACCAAGGAAGUUGUGAGAUUUGCUUACGUCUACCAACAACUGCAGCAACCGCUCUGUAACAUCCUGAUGACCAGCAAGGACGGCACAAAGACACCGCCGCCACCGCAGGUAGUGAUCCUGGAGAGGCGCAACGCUGCCGGGAAGGCCUUUUUCAAGCCAGUGACUCCCUGGAACGGCAGUGAAGAAGACAAGCGGCGCCUCGUGGAGGAGUUGGAGCGUCUCCAGAAGGACCCGUCCAUUCUGGUCCACGAUGCCAUGCUUCCCGAGCUCAACAACGAGUUUGCAUCCAUGUUUGUUAUCCAAUGGCUCUAUGCAAUUUAUGAUUACCUCUCCGAAGUCAUCGAUGACAUUCUACACAACAACUGGCGUGAGAUGAUGCCUUUGCUGUCCCUCAUCUUUUCUGCCUUAUUCAUCCUGUUUGGAACUGUGGUCGUCCAAGCCUUCAGUGACUCAAGUGACGAAAACUCCCCCAAAACAAAAGUAAAAGAUGGAACGAAAACAGAAAAUGGAUCGCCAGGGAGCGGCGGUCCAUCAAGUCGGCCUCCCAAGAAGAACUUUGUGGAGGUGACCGAGUUGACUGACAUCACCUACAUAAGCAACCUGGUGAGGCUGAGGCCAGGACACAUGAACAUUGUUCUUGUGCUCGCCGAUGCCUCGAAGAACGUUCUGCUCAGCAAGUUUGCCAAAGAGGUCUACUCUUUCACGGGGAGCCUGACCCUGCAUUUCUCCUUCCUGAAUACGGACAAGCACAGCGAGUGGAUGCGCACGCUGUUCGAAAGCGCGCAGGAUGCCGCGCAGGUCUACUCGUGCGAGGACGACGAGGCAAACGCCAGCAUGGACUACACCGGCUACGUGCUGGCACUCAACGGCCACAAAAAGUACUUCUGUCUGUUUAAGCCCGUCUACACCGGGGAAGACCCGGAUAGCAAACCGUCAGAGGACGAAGCGGCGGUAGCGGCGUCGGUGAGGAGGUCGAGGGCGGCGUCGCGUGAUGAUCACCCUCCGCGCAAAUCGGCGCGCUCACGCAGCACAUCCACGCUCCAGAUCCACCACAAGCUGGACCGCUUGGGCUUGUGGAUGGAAAGGCUCAUGGAAGGCACCUUGCCUCGUUACUACAUCCCCGCCUGGCCAGGACUCCACAAGAUCACCGCCAGUCAAUAAACAGGGGGCGGGGGGGUCAGGUUAGAAGGAGUUGAAGAGUGCACGUUGAAAAGGCUGCUUGAAUGUUGUUGGGUUUCGUCUUGCACUUUUGGAGUUACGAGCCGGGGGGUGUCCAAACUUUUUCUUCUAUGGACCGCAUGCAGAAAAAUGAAAAGAUCCGAAAACCAUUUGACGUUGCACCUUAAAAAAAAAUUUAAACAUGCAAAAAACAACCAACUCUUGCAGGUAAAGAAGGGCAAUAUAUAAUACUCGGUGUGUAUAAAAAGUCGACACAGCCCUGUU